Myzus persicae (green peach aphid) is the source of this 2009-nucleotide messenger RNA. Its product is annotated as arrestin domain-containing protein 3-like. NCBI's taxonomy places the organism in Eukaryota, Metazoa, Arthropoda, Insecta, Hemiptera, Aphididae. Gene Ontology annotation, biological process: protein transport. Bases 141 to 1403 code for a protein of 420 amino acids. Gene Ontology annotation, cellular component: cytoplasm. The record is from RefSeq and is a predicted model, not a curated record. The transcript is spliced from 6 exons.
GUCAGUCUUGGGUGGAUGAUUCACAUUUCUAAUUACCAAAUUAUUAUUUGUAUUUUAAUUUAGAUCACAGUUAAUUGAAUAUUGUCAUCAGUUGACAGUUGUCUUUCACAGAAUAUAUAAAAUACCUCUUUGAAAUUACAAUGGGUGUACAAAAUGUACAGAUAAUUUUUGAUGAUCCAACAGCAGUAUUUACGCCAGGCCAAACCAUUACUGGACGAGUUUUAAUUGUGAUUAGUAGUUCAGUGAAAAUCAAAAAUAUAAAAUUGAAAUUCCGAGGAGAAGCUAAAGUCAGUUGGACUGAAACCGAAUCUCGGACUGGUAGUAAUAGUGAAAGCGAAGAUCAUUCAGUUAGUUACUCUGCAAGAGAAGAAUAUUUUAAAAAUAAAUUUUUUCUGGUAGGUGCAGAAGGUGAUUCGCGAUUAGAAGUUGGUGAAUAUGUGUAUCCAUUUAAUUUUUCUUUACCACAUGAAUUACCAUCAACAUUUGAAAGUGUUCAUGGAAGUGUACAUUAUACAGCAAUAGUCAAAAUUAAUAUACCUUGGAGAACAAAUAUACAGAAAGUAAUGAUGUUCCAAAUUAUUUCUCCUAUACAUUUAAACGAUGAACCAUCAUUAGCUGAACCCAAGACAGCAUUAAAAGAAAAGUUUUACUGUUGCUGUUUGUGUAAAUCUGGCCCGAUGACAUUGAUUGCGUAUAUCCCUUAUAGUGGUUUUAUACCUGGACAAUUUAUACCCGUUACAGUUGAAUUGGAUAACAACAGCAAUGUGGAUGUGGAUACUAUUAAAAUAAAGCUGGAUAGAACUUUAGAAUUUAAAUCAGAGUUCCCUAGUAGUAAAAUUAAGUAUGAACACUCUAAGAUUGUAAACAUAUACAUAGAUGGGGUUGAAAAACACAUUUCAAAAACACGUGUGGAACAACUUCAAAUUCCAAAUGGUUUGACGAUACCCAAUUUAAAACAUUGUGAAAUUAUAACCGAUCAAUAUUUUCUAAAUGUUGAAGCUCAUGUUAAGGGUGCGCAUUUAAAUGAAGUAGCUUCUAUUAAAAUAAAAUUGGGUACUUCACCAUUGACAAUAGCUAGCAUUAGCAAUGCUCAUCAAUUUGAUUAUUCUUUUCAACCAUCGAAUCAAUGUAACUUUUCAAACGAACCAAUUCCAACAAAUCCUUUUCCAUCUGUAGGUUUUAAUGAGCCAAUUUCUAUUCCUGGAAAUGCUCAACUGGUAGUUCCAAGUAACCAACUAUAUACUGUGCCUCACAAUGCAUAUUUUCACAAUCAAGAAAAUGGGAUGAUUUUUGCACAAAACAUUCAACCAUCUGAAUUCCCAGAUCCACCACCACCAUACCAAUUUUCAGAGGAUCCAGAAAUAACGUCUGAGAUUCCUAUGGCUUCUAUUGAGAAAUUUUAGAAGGCGACCUAGAACUAACACAUUAAAAAUGGUUAUGUUCAUGUUCAAUGGCCCUACACGAUUCAUAAGCCACCAGCUCUUAAUAAACUGUCAAUUAAUUCUGGCAUUAUCUUUGAUCGAAAUCUUAUGUUCACAGCUCACAUCAUGCUAACAUUUGGAAAAGCCAUCAAAGAAUUUUAGAAUUUCAAGCGUAAAAUGCUAUACCUGUCACCAAACCAAUCCAGCCCUAUCUCAACUAAGACCAAAUUCAAUAUCCUUGGGCUAUUUUUAAAAGUCGGUCCUUGCCUAUGUUGGUUUACAAUUAGGCCUCCCUCUUAUUAACAAUUGAUUGACAGAAAUCUAAAGUGGAAUCACUGAACCAGUCUAGAUGACAGGGUGUCACACGAGGAUGCGCGUAAUUGGAGUUCUCUUGCUGGGCAUGGUAUAGUUUUGCAACAAGAGACCAUAGACUACAUCAAUAUAUAAAUCAAAAAAAUUAAAUUCAACUAAGAACAUAAAUUAAAAUAAUGGAAAUAGACACCCUCUGGCAUUUUGGAAAAAUAAAAAAUGACUGGUUUAUUUUAAUUUUAUGAAUUUGAAUAAAACUAAGUUAUUCUAACUGUGUUA